This is a messenger RNA of Leptomonas pyrrhocoris, 2440 nucleotides long. RefSeq lists its product as hypothetical. The record is from RefSeq and is a predicted model, not a curated record. The coding region runs from base 218 to 2440 and encodes 740 amino acids. The transcript has a single exon. NCBI's taxonomy places the organism in Eukaryota, Euglenozoa, Kinetoplastea, Trypanosomatida, Trypanosomatidae.
AGCGGUUCGCUCCUGUCAACGCUGAACUGCAACCGACAGACAGACAGACAUGUAUAAUGACAGUAGAGUCUUUCACGUCAUAAAAAACCAGCAACAACCGUUUAAGAUCAGCUGCGCUGACUUCACUGCACAUAUGUGCAUAUGCUUGUAGCAACCUGCUAUUUAUUCUGUUAACGCACCUCCUUCGCAACAGCAACUGAACUCACACAAAAAGCCCAUGUCGGACCCGGAGGUGGACGCGUACAACACAGCGCGGUGCCUCUUCGUUCAGCUCCGGCAGGCCCAAGAAGCCGGGAACCGCCACAUUAAGGGUCCGCCCGCCACGACGAAUGCAUCACCCCAUCAAGAAUCCUACUCACGGCUUCCCACUUCGAUCAUUACUGCUGUUGCUGCCGGCUCCCCGAACCCUCUCUCCGAUCGCGCCGUCCCUUCACAACACCCAAACGCCGCGGGACGAUCUUCGCCUUGUCACGCGAACACGGCUGGCGGUAGCACCGUUCCUUCCGCGCCGCAGCGAACAUGUUCGAGCACAGGAGAGGAGAUGGGACUCCUGCCAACGCCGCCGUCGUCGCUUCACGCUUCAGAGUCUAGCAAGAAGCGCUGGUGGCGUCGGGGACGUUCCGACGUGCCCCCCCGUCCUUCAUCGCGCACCUCUUCCGCCUCUGCACAUAGGAGCAACAACUCGCCGCGUGAGGAGAGAGGAGAAGAUGCGGCUUCGAUCGGCCGUUCACAGGACACCGCGGCGCGUGAUGUGCAGCGGUGGAAGGACACCAUUCACGACACGCUGCGGCAGCAAAGCAGCGCCCUCGAGAAGCGGUUAAGCGUCUUGUUGAACACCCACGUUGUAGCAGCUUUAGCGGCAGCUGCACCUCCACCCGGGCUCCAUUCAGCCACGCGUUCUCUCACUGGUACAGCUGUACAACGCAGCGGAUCUUCACCUUUGCCUCCCAUUUCGUCAGCGUCACCAUCGCCAUCCAUCGUGAGGGAGAGUAAGAAGGACGGGCAACAGGAGAAUUGCGCAGAGGCGGUAACUGUGAUGAAUGUGGAAACAAAAAGAGAUCAUCGGCGUCAUUGCAUGCCAGCUGCGUUGUCGCCGUCGCCGUCGUUGUCGGCCGCCUUCUCGUUUGACUUGCCGGUGCCUCUUCGAGUGGUGGCAGCGGGGUAUGCGGCGACCAUCUUUCUGCAGACGCCAGCGCAAGAGAACGCAAACGCUGCGGGGGAGCAAGUGCACCACCGCAUCGAGGAUGCGCGGGUUGAUGCAGCGGUGACGGGUCAUACGAAAUCUUCCACGCUUUCAAACGCUGCCCCCGCCAAGAGACAACAGACGGGUAUGUUGACGGGCAAGACGCCGCAGAAAGCCCCACGGACGUUGCGCGAGCAGCUGCAGGAGUGGUCGGUGGCCGCCACCGCGAAAGGCACGACACCGCCAUCGUCUAUCACAGACAAGCGCCACGCAGUCCUCGCCGACGCCCGCGUUGCUUCGCUGCUUUCACAGCUCUACUGCGUGCAACACGCGUCCGUGUCCGCCGACAUCACGACCGCAAGUCCAGCGACGGCGAUCGCAGCGAACAGUCCUUUGCUCCCCAAUCUGCCGGCGCCUCUUGCGGCAAGGGAUGACGGCCACGCUGGAGUGGGCGAAGCCGAUGCGCCAAUGCAGUGCACUGUCUGGGAGUACGUGUCACGGAGCGCACCCUCCAUCCCCCACGCCGCCUUUUCCGCUGAGCAAAAGGCUCUGCGGCCGCCGGACAGGCAGGAGGGAAGCAACUUCACUGGGCCAAAGACGUCACACACGACCGUCGCGAUGCUGAAAGCGGCGUGGCAAUGUCACCGCCACAGCCGUCGCAAUGACGAUGACGGGCGCGGGAAGGCAUCACACACGCGUACCCACGGCUCUCAAGACGCCGUCAACGGCGUGGAUGUUCCGCCGGCUCCGUGUUGCCCCUCGUCCGUGUUCUAUGGAGGACGUCUCCGCACUGCGGAUCCGCUUUGCGGGAUGUCGGACGGAGAGUGGGACGUCCUUCAGGCAAGCGUCAGAGCUACUCAGCAGCUUCGUGCGCGCGUGUCCAAAGCCGUUCCACCCAACGACGGUUCCUCGACCUCGCCACUUUGCGCGUUCAGUCCUUUCUGUAAGCAAUUCAGAGGAGCCGCACUUGCACGGGAACACAUUGUGGUCAGUUACUCCUUUCCUCCCUGUAAGUUGGACGCACUUCCCGCGGCGGCGACAUCUGCGGAGCCGUCGUGGCCGGCGCUGCGCCUUCACACUUCGUGGGUUGUGUGCGUGGAGGUGGAUGCGGUGCACGCGGCGUGGCUGCGACGGGCGCUGCUGGACGCCGCAACGACCUCGUUGUCACCUACCACGCACGGUGCUGCGUCGAGUUUGGAAGGCGUGAGGACCGAGGUUGUGGCUUCACUUCACCUACUGGACAGGGUGUCAUGGUAG